Molecule: messenger RNA, 1535 nt
Organism: Arabidopsis lyrata subsp. lyrata
Lineage: Eukaryota; Viridiplantae; Streptophyta; Magnoliopsida; Brassicales; Brassicaceae
Product: putative B3 domain-containing protein At2g27410
Exons: 1
Coding region: 376-1317 (313 amino acids)
Molecular function (GO): DNA binding
Source: RefSeq, a predicted model, not a curated record
AAUAUUUUAGUCUAAUAAAUCAACAAGAUAAUAUUAAGAAAAUUAGUAAGACAAUGGUAAUUUUAGUCUGGCCACAUGAUUUAAAUUUUAACAUAACACAUAACGGUCAUAAUUACGGGCCAGAAAUUUCAUUAGAAGAUCUUAUUAGAUUUAGUGAUUUGUGAAGAACUUGAGAUGACGUCAUAUAUUUCUAUUUAAGAACACCACACAUCUCUCUCUCUCUCUCUCUCUACCUUCUCUCUUAGGUACACUUUACGCUCAUUCUCUCUCUCCUCUCGCUCUCUUUUCUUUCUUCUUCCCCAGCUUUAGGUUUCUUGCGUACAACGGUACAAAUUCUUUUUAAAAUUUCUCCUGUCUUUCAGAGAAUCGAAGAAAAUGGGUAACUAUGAUGAUCCUAGGGUUUCAGAGUCGAACUUCGAGAUGUUGUUACAUGUCGCUGCCAUGGUUUACGAUCAAGAGUAUGGUACUCACGAGGACGAGAAAUCAAAGACCAUUGACGAAGAAACAGAGAUAGAAGCAAGAAUCUUUGGAGAUAAAGUACCGAGAAAGAACAGAACCCACCGAUCAUCUCCUUCUUUUCGCAAGACGCGUGCGAUCGAACAACAGAGAUCAUCGGAACUACAAAACCCUAAUACCGAAUCGGAACCUUCUUCUUCAUCUUGCGUUACCCAGUUCAAGAAACGUCUUCACAUGAACACCAUGGAAGAGAGAAGUCUCAAGAAACCCAAAAUCGAUGGUCCUUUAGAGGUGGAACCAAUUCAAACGACACCACCGGAUUGGCUUUUGAACGUGAUGAGGAGAGAAGAGAACGGCUACAAUCCAAAACUGAUCUCAACGAGGAAACUGUUUAAGACUGACCUCGCCAGUCUUCAAGCACGUCUCUCAGUACCUUUUAGGCAAGUGAAAAAUCCAGACUUUUUGACAGAGGAAGAAACAAGAAUCAUAAAUGAACAAGCUUUGAAGAUUCGUAAAGAAGGUGUGAGUGUUGAUUUGGUGGAUCCUUUGUUGAAGAAGCAUGUUCUUGAUCUGAGGAAAUGGAAGAUGACUGGAAACUGGUAUUAUGUCUUUGUUGAUGGUUGGAAAAAUGUGCUUGCUGCUAAUAGCUUUAAAGUCGACGACUUUUUUCCUCUUUGGUCUUUCCGAUCGGGAAAAGGUAAACUCUGUUUUGCUCUUGUCCCUCCUACGGCGAGCCACGAGGGCGCCUCUACUUCCGGCGAAUGUAGCCACGGAAACCCUCUUCUUGACGACGAUUCUGGCCACUGCGCUGGUGAAUGUAGCAACGGAUGCUCUUCUUUCCGAGAUUCUCCGCCUCUCUGACCAUGCUCUGUUUAUCGCCAGAGGAUCACACGUACAAUACAAAAAAAGGAUCUUCAUUUCUGUCAAUUCUUGGUUUCUUUUGGCCUAAAGGUGCAGUUUUUCUUAGGAAAUGUAAUUUGAUUUUGGUGCAAGAUUUAGGGUUUUUAGUCUUCGACACUUAUUGGAAUUGUCGUCAGAUAUUAUAAACAGAGUAAUGAAAGAAAUUUUUGUUUUUUGCU